AUGCUCCGGAGCCACCCCAAGUCAUUGCUCCGCUCGACGGACUUGUAUGUCACAGUUGAGCCAUGCGUAAUGUGUGCUUCCGCUCUAAGGCAGUAUCAAAUACGAGCAGUCUAUUUUGGUUGCGCCAAUGAUAGAUUCGGGGGCACAGGAAGCAUUUUGUCAUUGCAUUCUGACUUCACGAUAGACCCACCAUAUCCUGUCUAUGGAGGAUUAUUCCGCAAGGAAGCAAUAAUGUUACUUAGGCGCUUUUAUAUACAAGAGAAUGAGAAAGGUAGGCGUCCAAAGGGUAUGGGGUAUGCACGGAUCUUAGAGAUUUGCUGA
Molecule: messenger RNA, 321 nt
Organism: Aspergillus fischeri NRRL 181
Lineage: Eukaryota; Fungi; Ascomycota; Eurotiomycetes; Eurotiales; Aspergillaceae
Exons: 2
Coding region: 1-321 (106 amino acids)
Biological process (GO): tRNA wobble adenosine to inosine editing
Cellular component (GO): nucleus; cytoplasm
Molecular function (GO): tRNA-specific adenosine-34 deaminase activity
Source: RefSeq, a predicted model, not a curated record